Messenger RNA from Rhinichthys klamathensis goyatoka, 1319 nucleotides. It is a transcript of the gene krt18a.2, whose product is annotated as keratin 18a, tandem duplicate 2. The transcript has 6 exons. Gene Ontology annotation, cellular component: keratin filament. Bases 102 to 1220 code for a protein of 372 amino acids. Gene Ontology annotation, biological process: intermediate filament cytoskeleton organization. Gene Ontology annotation, molecular function: structural molecule activity. The record is from RefSeq and is a predicted model, not a curated record. NCBI's taxonomy places the organism in Eukaryota, Metazoa, Chordata, Actinopteri, Cypriniformes, Leuciscidae.
CUUGUGAAGUGUAAAACGAUAAAAAUCUCAUUCCUCUCAGAACCAGAAGUUGCAUCUGAUCUCCUUUUCAUUAAAGAUAUCUCUGCAGAAAAUUUAGCAAAAUGCAAAACUUCAGCAUUCAAAACAAACGAAUAUACAGAAUGUCAUCAGAGGAUCUCAGCGUGCCAAGACCUACAUUUUACUCUUGGAGAAGUGCUGGGAACAGGGGUUCCUUUUCCAAGGAGAUCUUUGGAUCUAACACUGCACAAAUGGGGCAUGUUGGAAAUGCUACAAAUGAAAAGGUAACCAUGCAAAUCCUGAAUGAACGUCUUGCUUCCUACCUGGACAAAGUUAGGAGUUUGGAGAAGGCCAAUGGCGAGCUGGAGGUGAAAAUCCACCAGGUUCUGGAGAAAAGAGGUCCAGAUACUAAGGACUACAGUCACUACCAAGCCACACUAGAUAAAAUACGCAAAGAGAUCCUGGAAAUGGUUUUAAACAAUGCAAAUAUGGGUGUUCAAAUUGACAAUUCCAAGUUGGCUGCCGAAGACUACAGGGUCAAGUUUGAAAAUGAAUUUCAGCUAAGACAGUCUGUUGAAGCAGACAUAAAUGCACUAAGAAAGAUGCUGGAUGACACCAAUGUGGCACGACUGCAUCUGGAAAAUGAUGUUGAAGGGUUGAAAGUAGAGCUCAUCGAUUUAAAGAAACAACAUCAACUGGAAGUAUCAGAAUUAUAUAGUCAGAUCACCCACUCAGGAGUGCAGGUGGAUGUUGAUGCUCCUAAGGGACAAGACUUGACCAAGAUCAUGGAGGAGAUGAGAGCCAAUUAUGAAAAGAUCGCCCUCAAGAACCAGGAGGAGCUCAAAGCCUGGCACGAAUCAAAAAUCACUAUGGUGCAGGUUCAAGUGACCGAGAACACUGCAGCAUUAAAGGGAGCCAGAACACAAGUCAGUGUGAGCCGCAGGCAGAUGCAGUCUUUGGAAACAGAACUGCAGUCUCUGACUGGAAGUAGAGCAUCUUUGGAAGAAGCUCUUCAUGAAACAAAGUUGCGAUAUGGCAUGCAGGUGGAGCAAUACAAUGGCAUUAUUUUGAUGCGGGAGUCUGCGCUUAAGCAGCUGCGUGAAAGCAUUCAAAGUCAAACACUGGAUUAUCAGAUCCUGUUCAACAUCAAGAUGGAGCUGGAAGCUGAGAUAGCCACAUACAGGAGACUUCUGGAUGGAGAGGAUAAAACAUUUACUUUGUAAUUUUUGUAUCAUACAUGUUGGCCAUGGCUAUUUCUCCUUCAUGUUAAUAAGAUAUUUGAGAAAAUAUUAGAGACCAAUAUUAGAGACCACUAGUGGACG